Messenger RNA from Lentinula edodes (shiitake mushroom), 432 nucleotides. RefSeq lists its product as uncharacterized. The annotation marks the transcript as partial. The transcript has 2 exons. The record is from RefSeq and is a predicted model, not a curated record. NCBI's taxonomy places the organism in Eukaryota, Fungi, Basidiomycota, Agaricomycetes, Agaricales, Omphalotaceae.
CGCAGCGUCCGCGCCCGCAUAUACCGCGCAAAUGGUACAAAUUCGGCACCAACACGAGUGUACUACCGCGAGGAUUCUUUUCAAUUAGAGAGAGGAAGAUUUGUUCUCGCAUCUGCGGAAUUACCACAUCCUCAAACUCAGCCUUACAUUCAUGAUUCCAUCGUGAAAGUUGUCCACCGCGGGAAACAGUACAAAUUUCGAGUAUUCUUCAAACGACACAAACUACUUCCCACCAACCAAGCAAUUCUCCAACUAGCCGGUGCUCCGAUGGAUGGAGACGUCUUAGUUGUUGCCUGUGGCACAAAGGUCGGCAUCAGAAAUAUUCGAGGCAGGCUGGAGACGCGCGCAGCAGACAAGGCUGUGAAAAGGUUUGCCCAACACAUAGCGCCCUUCAGGACAAGACGCACUUUCCCAGCAUCGGUAUCCUUAUGA